This is a messenger RNA of Pungitius pungitius (ninespine stickleback), 4605 nucleotides long. Its product is annotated as terminal nucleotidyltransferase 4A-like. The record is from RefSeq and is a predicted model, not a curated record. Lineage: Eukaryota; Metazoa; Chordata; Actinopteri; Perciformes; Gasterosteidae. The transcript has 12 exons. The coding region runs from base 235 to 2712 and encodes 825 amino acids. Gene Ontology annotation, molecular function: poly(A) RNA polymerase activity; mRNA binding. Gene Ontology annotation, biological process: RNA 3'-end processing. Gene Ontology annotation, cellular component: nucleolus; TRAMP complex.
UCCGUGCUGCCGUGCUGGGUGCGCCAUAUUGACUGCCUUUACAUGGGGAGUGGAGUUGGACGAGCCGCUUGAAAACCCGAACCACUUUCUGGACGCGUGAGCUCUGCAAUGACAACGAGCCCAUCGGCGCCGUAGGAUUCAUUACAUUUUCUUGUGUGCAAAGUCGUUAAUUCGCCCCGCAGCCGCCCCCCCCCCCUCCCCGUUAAGACCGUUUCUGCACUAACUCGAGUCCAAAUGGAUCCCAGGACCGCUUGGAUCCAGCCGGAGCAGAAGGGACCUGCCAAUUCCCUGUGGAUGCACAUUUGGGAGACCUCUCAGGGAUUUGGAGCCAAGUCCGGCGUCGACAGCCGCCUUCACCGGCAGCGCAACUUCGCGCCGCACAACGUCAACUCCACCGAGUCCGGCGGCGAGUAUUGCAAAAAUGUAGCGUUGCCGACCGGGUGCGCGUUUGGCAAAGUGUCGAAGCGAGACGGCGGCGGAGGGAGGGGACGUGUCCGGAGGAAGGGCUCCUUGUCGCCGUCCUCCUCCUCGCUGGACUCGGAGGCCGAGGGCUCCUCGCCCUCCGGCUCCUCUCUGCAGAUCGAUAAUUUGAACGUCGCAGAGGAGGCCAGUCGCUUUUUGCACUACGGCGAGCUCGAGUUGAACGAGAACAAUCUCCGACGUCAGUAUCCUCCCACUCCUCCUCCUCCUCCUCUUCCUCCCCUUACUCCUCCUGCGCCGCCUCACGCCGUCCAGCCACACUGUCGCAGCAUGCCUCAUCCCGGCGGCCACACCCCCGCCGGGAUGAGGCAUCCGCACGGGAGCAAACACCACCACCAGCACCACCAGCAGCACCACCAGCAGCAGUCCGGUCGCAGGAGGCAUCUGGACCGGGCCAACACUUUCCACGGCGUCGUCCACCCGCUCCUCCCCCACGGCGUGGACUCCUGUUGCAGCCUGUGGAAAACCCGGCGCUACAGCCCCGGCAUCAAUGGUCUUCAUGAAGAGAUUGUGGACUUCUUCAACUUCAUGUCCCCGCGACCGGAGGAGGAGGCCAUGAGGCGAGCUGUCGUGAACCGAAUAGAAAGUGUCAUCAAGGACAUGUGGCCCACAGCACGGGUGGAGAUAUUUGGCAGCUUCAGCACGGGGCUCUAUCUUCCUUCAAGUGACAUUGACCUGGUGGUGUUUGGAAAGUGGGACCACCCCCCGCUGCAGGAACUGGAACGAGCCCUGCGGAAACGCAACGUGGCCGGGCCGUAUCCCAUUAAGGUCCUGGACAAAGCCACAGUGCCCAUCAUCAAGCUCACGGACCAUGAAACCGAGGUGAAAGUGGACAUCAGCUUCAACGUAGAGACGGCUGUUAAAGCUGCGCAGUUCAUCAAAAGCUAUCUUAAGAAGUACACGGUUCUGCCGCCCCUGAUCUUCGUCCUGAAGCAGUUCCUACUGCAGAGAGAUCUCAAUGAAGUCUUCACUGGAGGGAUCAGCUCUUACAGCCUUAUUCUAAUGGCUAUCAGCUUCCUGCAGUUACACCCUCGAAUCGACACGCGGCGGGCCAACAUCAACCUCGGCAUCCUGCUGAUCGAGUUCUUUGAGCUGUACGGCCGCGACUUCAAUUACAUGAAAACCGGCAUCAGGGUGAAAAAUGGAGGGGCUUACGCGUCGAAGGAGGAAAUGCUCAAAGCCAUCGGGAGUGAGAACCGGCCAUCCAUGCUCUGCAUAGAAGACCCAAUACAGCCAGGGAACGAUGUGGGCCGGAGCUCGUACGGUGUUUUGCAGGUCAAGCAGGUGUUUGACUUUGCCUACAUGGUGCUGAGUCACGGCGUGUCUCCUUUAGCGCGCGCCUACCCCAACAAGGAGUAUGACAGUACUUUAGGACGCAUCAUCAAAGUCAGCCCGGAGGUGUUGGCCUACAGGGAUUGGACAAUUAAGAAGUGGGGAGCCAAGCAGUAUGCCAAGCUGGAGAACCACGAUGUGGAGACCUGUGAGCGGGACCUCGCCAGGCUGAUGCUGGUUUCUGUGGAGGAUCAGAGGGACUCGUCCUCCCCGCUCAGUGCUGACUCCUCUUCUCCGGUCUUCCUCCCAAGCCCUCAACAUCAUUCAUCGUCAUCUUCUGCAUGCUCCAUUUCCUCCUCGUCCGGAAGUGACAUAGAGUCUGAUUCUCCUCCGUGCAGUGGUACUGCCAUCCAACUCCACCCCCUCACGCUGUCCUCGGUCCAAUCAGUAAUCCAGAUGGCAACUGACCAGAGGGCCACUCAUCCAGCAGGCUGCAUCCACACCAUGCCGCAAGCCCAGACGUCACUCCCAGAAAUUCUCCCCGUCCCUUCGCUCGCCGAUUGCCAGUUCUACCAUGAGAACCCACCUUUAAUCGGUGUUGUGCAUCGGCACCUGUCCCAAGCUGCCCACAUCUCCCAGCACACCGACGCCACAAGUCCUCUAUCCAGCCCCCUCCACCAGCUGCACCACCCUCAGAUGGGAGGGCAUCACAGCCACACGUACGCCAUGAGAUCCAAUUCCCACGGCUCACUUGAGCUGCACAAAGUUGGCUUAAAGCACAACCAAGGUGGAAGCCUCCAAGGUCCAAACCCCUCUCUCGGUAACUUCAGCCCCCAGCGGCGGUAUGUUCCCGAGGGUCCUAACACGGCGCCGGCUUUCAGGACCCAGCAGCAGUACAACCGGAACACCUGGCGGCGCAGGAAGAGGGACAAUCUUACGGUCUCUAACCAGAGCAGAUGAAGGACCUGUAGGACUUCACUGGCCAUGUGGGUAUUUAUUUAUUUUUCUAUUGAGGCCUAAACUGGUCUUGGAGCUGUGAUGCAUUCAUGACCCCCCCCCCCCCCACUGUUUUCGUUGGAGGUUCUCAAAAUCACGCAAGGUGUCGAGUGAUAUCUGCCAGCUCUUGCGCAAGCACUUGGUGAUGCUGCAGGGCUCUCAGAUGAAGGAAGACUAUCGAAGGCCUAGGGUCUAAACAUCGGUCUGAUGCUAGACGCAGCCCCUUUCCCUAAAUCCCAUGGACACCAGCACAGGCUUUGAGUUGGAUUACUGAUUCCCACACUGGGGCUUCCUCUUUCCAGCCGCUGUUUGGUCAAGUAUUGAGUCUCCAUGCAACUUGUAAGCCGUCCUUAUAAAGGCGACGUAUUGUGCCAUAGUAGUGAACUGACUAUCAGACCGGGUUAGUUUGCCCUCCUAUUGGGCCUUUUGAGGUUUUGGGCCCACCUGGUCUUCUGAAUGCCACUCCUUAUUGGCUACAGUUAUGAUUCUGAGUUCUUAAAGCUUGGACUUUCCUCUACAAAUUGUACUAUGGAACCGGAGCAAAGCACUACCUUUUUACCUAUGCAGCACAGCGCUGACUUGAUGGUUUUUGGUGUGAUGACACAAAACUGAACUUGUCUCAAGUGCUUAAACUGUGAUGACUUUUCUGAAUGUACCAAAUGUUUGUUUGUUGGUUGUGUGUCUUCUUUUUGUCACUAAGGGCUUUUUCUCUUCACAUCGGCACUAUUAUGUAUGUUUUUGUACUGUAAACAUUGACACCUUAUUUUAUGUUUUUGUUCAUGUGCAGUAAUUGCUUUUAUUUAAUUUAUGACACAUUGUAGUUUUAUUUUAGUGGUCUUUCCCACUAUACGUUUUUUUUUUUUUUUAAUUUCACAAGACUGAUCCGUGCAAUAGAUGGAUUUGAGGGCCGUGAGUGGUACGCGUGUAUGCACAGCUUUCCAGUGGGAGGGGCGCUAUGGGGAAGUGACAAAUGUGCCAAAAAUGAUUUACCUUAGCCAGUCGCCUGGCUAAAUGUUUCAUCACCACUGCUCAUAUUCAUCAUAUUUUCAGUAGUUAGACUUUUAUUUGGGUGCAUUUCCUCUCGAUAGGAUGUACUGUGCUGGCGAAAUGCACCUUUUUUUUUUUUUUUUUUUUAGCAGUCUUUACUCGUGUCAUUUAACAAACAAUUGGUGCUACUUAUUACCAGCAAAGUGCAUUUUCUGCCUUAUAGCUCCUUUUUGAUUCUGUUAAAGCAGGUUUACUGCCUUCUGAAAUGACCAAAUUGGCCCCUUUUUCCCUUUGUCCGUAGUCAUAGUCUUGUUAUUUGUUUCAAUAAGCACUGCCGGGUUUACCUGGCUUUUAUUUAACAACCAGCUUGUGGUUGUGCGUUCCAGGAAUAGAUUAGAAUGCUUGUUAACAUUACCAUUCUUUCACAUUGAGUUUUUUUUAUUUUUUUAAUUCAAGGGUCAUAAUUAUAAAAGGCUAGAGGUCUUUCCCCUCCCAUAUUUAUAGUCUGCAUUUCUACAUCUUGUAAGACAAGGUUGGAAAGGCAUAAUUUACACUGCAAUCCAUAAGGGGACCGAAAUCUGGGAUAUCGCAGAUUUAUCCAUUACUGGAGUUUUUGGUGGAGCCACAACUGAUUUUAUUAGGUCCGAUUAUAGUGAUUUCCUCGACAUGAUACUGUUGGCAUUAUAUCCUGGUUUUCAAUGCCGCCUUUUUCAUGCUCUCUAGAGAAAUAUUGCAGGAAUCCAAAUCCCCAACUCAAAUGUUUGCAAUUAUGGAUUGUUUGUGUGUAAAUGACUGACGUAUAGCUCUACACCUGGUUUGCUUUUUUUUAUCUAAGUUUUUCUAUUUUUUUUAAUAAACAUUUUAAAACUC